This is a messenger RNA of Coregonus sp. 'balchen', 5911 nucleotides long. The record is from the annotation of a GenBank genome assembly. NCBI's taxonomy places the organism in Eukaryota, Metazoa, Chordata, Actinopteri, Salmoniformes, Salmonidae.
UGGUGUUACGUGAAGUGCUACCGUGUUGCUAUGGUUGCUAGAAAGUGAAAAGAUCAUCAAGCGACAGUUGAAGUCGUCCAUGGACUGAUAAGCCAGCCAGCUAGAUAGUACCAACAAGAUCAGAGAGAAAUUGUUAAAUCGAGAGACCGACUUGUCUUCACAUCAAUUCGACUUUAAAAAGGACUGCCAGUAUAAUGUUUUAUUCAAGUUCAUGGUCCAAGUGCUUGAUAUGCCUUAUCUUUAUAACAAGUGGAAAUGGUGAGUAAAUUUUUAGCCAUGGUAACGUUAACAUGGUAGCUUACUGUACAGUAAACGUUUGCUAGCUAACGUUAAUACGUUUUAGCCGUAUGUUUCGGUUACAAAUAGACACUUUUCUAACUUGAACUGGCCAACGUAACUCUCACUGUGUGUGUAGUUGACAUAUUGUACUGUAUCAUAUCCUCACAGCUGAGUGUCCCAAACCUCAAGUAGAGGGAAAUUUUGUUCUAACGAAUGAUGCGCUCUUAAAAAACGAUUUUCCGGAGGGCACGGAAGCCACUUUUGAGUGUGCCAACGGCUACUUGAAAGAGCAAGGAUCUGAAAGGAUCACCUGCACAAGUGGAGAGUGGAGCACGCUCGAAUUAACCUGCAAAAGUAGGCGGCAAAACACUAGUCCUCUUCUCUAUUUUUCUGUCAAGCCCGAUUUUUAUUGCGUGUUUACUGUUGUUUGAUUGUUUGCUGCUGCCAUUAAUUUAGCUCGCUGAUUAUUCAUUUCAGAGAAGGACUGUGGUGCCCCCAGGAAGAUAGCACAUUUGACUUAUGAGUUUGGUGAGGAAGGCACACUUUUUGGUGCAUCAGCAAAGGCAAUCUGUGAUAAAGGGUGAGUAUGCUUCAUCAUGUAUCUAAUGUAUCAUCAGCGUAUGUGGGAAUUAUUUUGCCAAAAGAUUCAAUGCCAGAGGCUGGUAACUCUAAUGAACUUAUCCUCUGCAGCAGAGGUAACUCUGGGUCUUCCAUUCCUGUGGCAGUCCUCAUGAGAGCCAGUUUCAUCAUAGCGCUUGAUGGUUUUUGCAACUGCACUUGAAGAAACGUUCAAAGUUCUUGAAAUGUUCCAUAUUGACUGACCUUCAUGUCUUAAAGUAAUGAUGGACUGUUGUUUCUCUUUGCUUAUUUGAGCUGUUCUUGCCAUAAUAUGGACUUAGCCCUAUUUGGUAAAAUACCAUAUUCUGUACCCCCCCCCCCCCCCCCCCCCCCCCACCUUGUCACAACACAACUGAUUGGCUCAAAUGCAUUAAGAAGGAAAGAAAUUCAACAAAUUAACUUUUAAGAAGGCACACCUGUUAAUUGAAAUGCAUUCUAGGUGACUACCUCCUGAAGCUGGUUGAGAGAAUGCCAAGAGUGUGCAAAGCUGUCAUCAAGGCAAAGGGUGGCUAUUUGAUGAAUCUCAAAUCUAAAAUAUAUUUUGAUUUGUUUAACACCUUUUUGCUUACUACAUUAUUCCAUAUGUGUUAUACAUGUUACAAUGUUACAUGUUACAAUGUAGAAAAUAGUAAAUAUAAAGAAAAACCCUAGAAUGAGUAGGUGUGUCCAAACUUUUGACUGGUACUGUACAUAUACACUAGAUGGCUGAUGAGGGGUGCUGUGUUGAAGUCACCGUGCCUCCAUCUUGGCACUCCCCCACCACUGUAAAAAAUAUUUUGGAAGCUAUAGAAAUUCAUUUAUUAAAGAUGAACUGAAACAUUUUAGUAAGUUAAGGCCAUUUUGAUAACCAAAUGUGAUAAAGAAGCAUGUUCCUACCCUUAAAACUGCUGAAAGAUUGUGAAAUCCCUGAGCGGUUUCCUACCUCCUCUACCAAUAGGUGCCCUUCUUUGCGAACCCUGGUCUUUGUUGUUGAAUCUGUGCUUAAAAUUCACUGCUCGACUGAGGGACCUAUUGGUGGGGUAGUCAUUUAAAAAUAAUUUGUUAAGCAAAUUUGUACUCCUGAACUUAUUUAGGCUUGCCAUAACAAAAGGGUUGAAUGCAUAUUGUGUCAAGACAUUUCAGCUUUUUCGUUUUUAAUUAAUUUACAAAUGUUUCUAAAAACAUAAUUCCACUUUGACAUUAUGGGGUAUUGUGUCUAGAUCAGUGACUCAAAAUCUCAAUUUAAUCCAUUUUAAAUUCAGGCUGUAGCACAACAAAAUGUGGAAAAGGUCAAGGGGUGUGAAUACUUUCUGAAGGCACUGUACUAUAGAACUGCAUUCAUUCCUAUGGAGGACUGCUCCUACUGGGGAGUGCAAAUAUGGCUGACCUUAGGCUUCAAAGCCUCUCAAUGGCCAAUAGAUGGCAUCAGCAAUCCAGGGUUUAUAUAUAUCAUUGACCACCUCUCACAUGCUCUCUCCCCCUCUUCUAGUUAUCAACUUAUGGGCUCAAGUUACAGGCAAUGUUAUGCCAACGGUUGGAGUGGGAGACCAAGAUGUGAAGGUAAAUCUCCCAUAUUUGCCAUUGACACACUUGGAAAUCUAUGCAUGACUCCCUGUCAAAGCAUGACUCCUUGUCAAAAUAAAUGUUAAAUAAAAUACAAAUAAGGCAUAGAACUUGUUUGAAUAAAGAACACAAAUAUAAUGCACCCAUGUAUGUGUCUUCCUCAGUGGUAACUUGUGAAAAACCUAUUGAGAUAAAGAAUGGCACGAUCACAGAGCAGCCUGACAAAGAGUUUCCAGAGUAUGGUGGUGUCAUACAGUACUCCUGUGAUGAAGGUUACACCCUCAUUGGAAACAAAUCCAUUGAGUGCAAUGAAGAUGGUGAAUACAACUCAGUCCCUCCUGAAUGUAAAGGUAUGGAUUCCAUUUAUGUUUGAUAAAUUAUCUGCCAACUGUUAUGGGUUAUAUGCUUUACAGAGGAUACAUAAUAAACAGUUGAAGUUAAUCAAUUUGGUGUAGGUCCACCUUCACCCUACAUCUAGACACUGCAGGCAUGUAUCAGACUAUGAUAAGGAACAUUGUCAUUGAUCUUCCUUCUGUAAAUCCCUGUCAGUGUAAUAUGUAACAGUGGUGUACACUUAUUACAAAUGAAAGCACUGCAUGAAGGUGCAAUACUGAAUAAGCAUUGUACAUUUAUAUUUCAAAGAUGGCAAUGACAUUCCUUUGAAACCAACAACAACUAUAUCAACAACAUCAAUAACAACAACAACAACAUCGACUGUUCCACCCAUAAUACGAGGUAGAGGAAAUCCAAGUAAUUCUAUCCCAGUGUAAUCAAGGGCUUGAUAAAUAGUUGAAUUUGGUAUUUGCAGUUUCAGGGAGUAACAGUGGUGUACACUUAUUAAAAAUGAAAGCACUGCAUGAAGGUGCAAUACUGAGUAAGCAUUGUACAUUUAUAUUUCAUAGAUGUCGAUGACAUUCCUUUGAAACCAACAACAACUAUAUCAACAACAUCAAUAACAACAACAACAACAUCGACUGUUCCACCCAUAAUACGAGGUAGAGGAAAUCCAAGUAAUUCUAUCCCAGUGUAAUCAAGGGCUUGAUAAUUAGUUGAAUUUGGUAUUUGCAGUUUCAGGGAGGAAUAAUGGCAUUGGUGAACAUGACACCAAUGCAGCUACUGGUGAGUUAAGUUGAUUCAAGUGAUUAUUAUUUGAUUAUUAUUUUGACACAGAUUUUUAUAGCUCAUAUUUGACAAAACAACACUGAAUCUCUCUUUCAGGGAAUGCAGCAGUUGUGGGAAGUGUGAUCGGCACUGUCAUAGGUAAGAAAUCCAUCAUUUGAAAUAAUCACAAGUGAGAGGGGGGAUAUUUGUUUCUCAUACACUUUUUGAUGAAGAAGCUGUUGAGUUCAAGGAUAUGUUCUAACUAAACUGGAUACUUUGUUUUAUACUGUACUGGGGAAAACAUUCCCAUCUGUGGCCCAUCAGGAAUUUCCUCCACAUUACUUGAUUUGUUACACUAGUAGGCCUAGUACAACUUCUGACUUUCCAAUGUUACCAUGUUUAUCAGAUGUGUUACACUUUCUCUUAACAAUUUGAAGAUCAUACAGUGGACUCAUUAUUGAUUCCUCAUCUUUUGCAGUUACACUUAUUGUGCUGUUCACACUAUAUCGUUUUUAUAAGAGGAAAGGGUGAGAACCUACAUUUAAUCAUUUAUCUUUUAGAAAAUAGUCCAUGAUUUAAGCAUGAUUUCACCUACAACUAAAUCACAGCUAUUCUUUUCCUCCUACUAACUAUACUGUAUGUGCAUUAACCACAGCUUCUGGCAACUGAAUUUACACCGUCAUUAAACCAACAAAUUAUUUGGAUAAACUAGCCAUACAGCUUGCCAAUUAAUUGACCUAAACAAUAUUUGUUAACAAAACUUUACUUACAUAACCCAUCAACUAACAUUCAGUCUGGCCAUGGGCAUUUAUACUGUAUUUAUGUAUUCCCUACAGUAUCCGUGAUUUGCAUGAUCAAACUUUUUGCUGGAUAUUUCUCCAACUUGCUGCUGUACAGCGAUGGUUGCUUUUCCCUGUUUUGGCCAAUUUUUCCUGCUGGGUGUUGAAAAAUCAAGGAAGUCAGGAAAUCCUUUGCUAAGGCACUCUCGGACAGACAUAUUGGCUUUGAAAAAGAGAAUGGAGUAUGUUGUUCUAAAGGGAGGUGGGCUAGUAGGCUAGGCCUACCAUGCACAGUGCUGAGCUGACCAGCUGACUAACUGCCUACCACACUGGAACACAAAAGCUACCCAACUAAACACUACUAAGAUACUGAGAUUGGCAUGUAGAAUAUAUUUCCUUACUGCACUAUUAUUUAUAUGUAAACAUGAUAAUCCUGACAAAAUGUCAUUGUUUGAAAUUGUUACAUAGCUCAUACCAGACGGGAGAAGACCCAAGUCGAAAAGAGGAGUUAUUACAAUUUAAAAAUAACUAAGUUGAAUGCCUACCCAAGGUACCUACCGUUCAUACAUAUCAUUAUAUUAAACCCAUUAUUCAAAAAUAUGUCCCCAGUCUUUUAACCAAAAUCUCACUCAUAUGACUAUAGAGUUUGUGGUUGUCUUUGAGUUUGAGUAAUCUAAAUAGUGACACUAUUGUUAAAACUGCUGCAUUGAGUCAAUGCUUUGUCUAAAAUAUCUAAUUUCUUUCCAGGGCUAGGACUGCUCCUAUCUGCUAGUCUGCAUCUGUAGCCUUGAAAAGAAGUGCCAGUGCCCAGCAGAUUGUUUCUCUGACCAUUUCCUGGUUGGACAAAGCCACUUAAUCUACAGUGCCCUUUACGCAUGUGGCAUUACUGAAUGGAAGGUAUAAUUGCACUUUUUUAUGAAGUUAUAUGAAAUCGUUUUUGAAAGUCACUUCAGCGGAAAUGUUUUAACCCAAUGUUCAAAAUGCGGUAUUAUUUUUUAUGUAUUUAUAUAGAAAACUGGAAUAUGCGUAAUUGUCUUUUCAACUACCAUGUUUGACUACAGAUUGCUAGCUUGCUCUGUUGUGUGGGCAGAAGCCCCUGUAAUAAGAUGAAUGCACUAAACAAAAUUUAUGAUUGAGAAAAUUCCCAGGCUGAUAAUCACUGACCAUUCCUAAAAGUGUGCUUACUGAUCGUGGCUCACAUGAAAAUAACAAUAAGGGACGGUUUCCUGGACCCAGGUUAAGUCUACUGUAUUCCUUUUCAAGUAGGCUUAAUCUGGGUCUGGCAAAGCAGCUCUUCAUGUUAAUUUCCUGCAGCCCCAAAUGUCACAAAAUAAUGUCAAUCUUAUAUAUGUAGAGGUUUUGUACUUUGAUUUUAUAGUGUGUAUUGUGUAAUUUAAGAGAUCAAAUCAUUUUAUGAUAACUGCCUUUUCUCCUUCUUUGAGACACAUUUGUGUAAAUAUGAAAGUAUGUACAUUGUCAAAAAUCAGUGUUUGGUAGGUUAGUUUGUAAAUGUUACUAUACUAUAUCCCAGAAAUGUUCCAUAUGCACAAAAAGCUUAUUUCUCUCAAAUGUUGUGCAUCAAUUUGUUUAUA